CAGCGAACGACACACAGGUGCCGCUUGCCAUUCACAAUCAGCUGCAUGCGCCGGAAGAAAUAUUUUUGAGUAAACGUUUUUUUCGGUGAUUUUGGGUUAAAGUAGUGAAAUUGUUGACCAAAUCGCCUGCAAGAUGAAGCUGCUGCACAAGACGCUGCUCAGCGGUCUGCUGGUGGUGGCGAUUUUCGCUAUUUACGCGGCCGCGCAGGCAAAACCAAAGACGGGCCUCUCGCUGUCGGAGAAAGUACAAAACCUGGUGGAGAUGAACAUGAAGAAGCCGCUGCUCCGCUUCAAUGGCCCCAAGUUCCGGGAGUACGUGAAGAGUGCCCCCCGGAAUUAUUCCAUGAUCGUAAUGCUUACGGCUCUGGCGCCCUCGCGACAAUGCCAGAUAUGCCGGCACGCCCACGAUGAGUUUGCCAUCGUGGCCAACUCGUACCGCUUCUCCUCCACCUACUCCAACAAACUGUUCUUCGCCAUGGUCGACUUCGAUGAUGGAUCCGAGGUUUUCCAGCUCCUGCGCCUGAACACCGCCCCCGUGUUCAUGCAUUUCCCGGCCAAGGGCAAGCCAAAGGGCGCCGACACCAUGGACAUCCAUCGCGUGGGCUUUGCCGCCGAUUCCAUUGCCAAAUUUGUGGCCGAACGAACGGACAUCACCAUUCGCAUCUUCCGUCCGCCCAACUAUUCGGGCACCGUGGCGAUGAUCACUCUGGUUGCCCUGGUUGGCAGUUUCCUCUACAUCCGACGGAAUAACCUGGAGUUCCUGUACAACAAGAACCUGUGGGGCGCCAUCGCCGUGUUCUUCUGCUUCGCCAUGAUCUCGGGCCAGAUGUGGAAUCACAUUCGUGGACCGCCGCUGGUACACAAGUCGCAGAACGGUGGCGUGGCCUACAUCCACGGCUCCUCACAGGGCCAACUGGUGGUAGAGACCUACAUCGUCAUGUUCCUGAAUGCCAUGAUUGUGCUGGGCAUGAUUCUGCUGAUCGAAUCGGGAACCCCAAAGAGCCACAACAAGAACAGGAUAAUGGCGAUGACUGGUUUGGUGCUGCUCACCGUCUUUUUCUCCUUCCUGCUGUCCGUUUUCCGUUCGAAGGCGCAGGGUUAUCCCUAUAGUUUCUUGUUCAAAUAGAAUCGACUGAAGGUCCUGUUCCAGUUCAAGUUCACCCUAUAUCGUUUUGUAGUUAAAAUCACCAGCGAGCACACAUUUUUCGUGCGUGUAAAACGACUUUAAUAAAUUCCACUACUAAAUUA
Molecule: messenger RNA, 1248 nt
Organism: Drosophila elegans
Lineage: Eukaryota; Metazoa; Arthropoda; Insecta; Diptera; Drosophilidae
Gene: Ostgamma
Product: tumor suppressor candidate 3
Exons: 4
Coding region: 134-1126 (330 amino acids)
Cellular component (GO): oligosaccharyltransferase complex
Source: RefSeq, a predicted model, not a curated record